Ochotona curzoniae (black-lipped pika) is the source of this 5845-nucleotide messenger RNA. RefSeq names its product ABL proto-oncogene 1, non-receptor tyrosine kinase (gene ABL1). Gene Ontology annotation, molecular function: ATP binding; protein binding; non-membrane spanning protein tyrosine kinase activity. The record is from RefSeq and is a predicted model, not a curated record. Gene Ontology annotation, biological process: protein phosphorylation; regulation of apoptotic process. Lineage: Eukaryota; Metazoa; Chordata; Mammalia; Lagomorpha; Ochotonidae. Bases 1188 to 4625 code for a protein of 1145 amino acids. The transcript has 11 exons.
GUGUCGGUCCCUGAGCAGCGCUGAAGCCGGAGCCGGUUCCUGGGUUCCUGCGGUGGAGGAGCCCCGUGGCGGUCUACGCCGCUGUCGGAGGGCGCAGGCUGGGGUCCCUGGGCGGCGUUCGGGGGACGAGACUGCCUGCUGGCGGCGGCGGCGGUGGCCACGUCCGGGGCCGCGCGGGACGGGGUGUCUGGGGCAGAGACCCCCGGGCUCGGGGCCUCCUGCCUCCCGCUCUCGGGCCGCGCGAGUUCUUCGUGCCUUGCGGCCCUGCCCCGGCUCUGGGACCCCGAGCUGGUCUCUGGUUUGUGCCACGGACCUGGGACGCCCCGUUUCCUGAGGCAUUGGAGGAGUCUCGCCCCUCCUCCCGCCUCGGAGGACUCGCACCGCGGCAGCCCCUCUCUUUAGCCCGGAUCUUGUCCCCAAGUUUGGCCUUCGGAGACCCCCCUCUUCCUCCAUUCAAAUCUUCUGUCCGGCUGUCAGGUGUCCUGCCCUGUCCCCUCCUCAGGUUACUCCCGCCAGCCUCUCAUGCCCUGACCUCUUUCAAUGUCACCUACGGCCCCCUUGGUCUCAGCCCAGCCCGAAACUUUGAUGCAAAGGAAAAGCCUGGAUUGGUUUCACAGGCCUUUUAAAAAGCGGACUUAGAAAAGUUGCUGGCGAUGCAUUAACGUCUCCGCCGCAUCGGGUGACCCGUGGGCCGGAAGAUGCGGACAUUUAGAUAGUGACCCUCCGGUGACUCCCCCAGGAAAGGUGGAGGAGCCCCCCAAGACCGCGGCGCUUCCUCUGUGUGUGUGAGUGGCAGAGAGGACUGAAAUGGCUUCAGGAUUGCCCACCCUGCCAGCGUGCCCCCAAAAAUAGACUUUUUUUUUUUUUUUCCUCUCCAAAAAGACGUGGUGGAUUUCUUCCGGAAAACGGACUUGAAGUCGUGAAACGUUUGCUGGGUAGAGUUAGCGUCACCUUGCUUCGGGACCACAGCGGACACAGAAACGGAACUCCUGCGGCCAGGGGACCGCUGCCCUAGGGGAGGUGUCCGGCUGCGAUGGACGCUGAUGGGCGCUGCGCGCAGGUGCGGUGGCUGUGAAGUGUGCUGCUGCCUGUCACCGCCGCCCCUGCCGCUGCCAGGGCUGCUGGCUCACGGACGGUUCUGGAAGAUCUCGUGCCCUCCUCUGGAAAGGGGUGCCUAUCGUUGAUUUAUGGGGCAGCAGCCUGGUAAAGUUCUUGGGGACCAAAGGAGGCCAAGUUUGCCCGCCCUGCACUUCAUCAAAGGGUCAGGGAAGAAGGACUCGGCCACGAGGCAUGGGGGCCCACACUGCAACGUGUUUGUGGAACACGAAGCCCUUCAGAGGCCAGUGGCAUCUGACUUCGAGCCCCCAGGUCUGAGCGAAGCUGCUCGUUGGAACUCCAAGGAAAACCUUCUUGCUGGGCCCAGUGAAAAUGACCCCAAUCUGUUUGUUGCGCUGUAUGAUUUCGUGGCCAGUGGGGACAACACCCUAAGCAUAACUAAAGGUGAAAAGCUUCGGGUCUUGGGCUACAACCACAAUGGGGAAUGGUGUGAAGCGCAAACCAAAAAUGGCCAGGGAUGGGUCCCGAGCAACUACAUCACACCAGUCAACAGCCUGGAGAAGCACUCCUGGUACCACGGGCCCGUGUCACGCAACGCUGCCGAGUACCUGCUGAGCAGCGGCAUCAACGGCAGCUUCCUGGUGCGGGAGAGCGAGAGCAGUCCUGGCCAGAGGUCCAUCUCACUGCGAUAUGAAGGGAGGGUCUACCACUACCGCAUCAACACCGCAUCCGAUGGCAAGCUCUAUGUCUCCUCGGAGAGCCGCUUCAACACCCUGGCCGAGCUGGUCCAUCACCACUGCACCGUGGCCGACGGCCUCAUCACCACCCUGCACUACCCGGCCCCCAAGCGCAACAAGCCCACCAUCUACGGCGUGUCCCCCAGCUACGACAAGUGGGAGAUGGAGCGCACAGACAUCGCCAUGCGGCACCGGCUGGGCGGGGGCCAGUACGGCGAGGUGUAUGAGGGCGUGUGGAAGAAGUACAGCCUGACGGUGGCCGUGAAGACCCUGAAGGAGGACACCAUGGAGGUGGAGGAGUUCUUGAAAGAAGCUGCAGUGAUGAAAGAGAUCAAACACCCUAACCUGGUGCAGCUGCUCGGGGUCUGCACACGGGAGCCUCCUUUCUACAUCAUCACCGAGUUCAUGACCUACGGGAACCUGCUGGACUACCUGCGGGAGUGCAACCGGCAGGAGGUGAAUGCCGUGGUGCUGCUGUACAUGGCCACGCAGAUCUCCUCCGCCAUGGAGUACCUGGAGAAGAAGAACUUCAUCCACAGGGAUCUGGCUGCCCGCAACUGCCUGGUUGGGGAGAACCACCUGGUGAAGGUGGCCGACUUCGGCCUGAGUCGGCUGAUGACGGGAGACACCUACACAGCCCACGCUGGGGCCAAGUUCCCCAUCAAGUGGACCGCGCCAGAGAGCCUGGCCUAUAAUAAGUUCUCCAUCAAGUCCGACGUCUGGGCGUUCGGUGUACUGCUCUGGGAGAUUGCCACCUACGGCAUGUCGCCUUACCCUGGGAUCGACCUGUCCCAGGUCUACGAGCUGCUGGAGAAGGACUACCGCAUGGAGCGCCCGGAAGGCUGCCCGGAGAAGGUCUACGGACUCAUGCGCGCAUGUUGGCAGUGGAACCCCUCGGACCGGCCCUCAUUUGCCGAAAUCCACCAGGCUUUCGAAACGAUGUUCCAGGAAUCCAGUAUCUCAGACGAAGUGGAAAAGGAGUUAGGCCGACGUGGCGCCCGGGGGGCCAUGAGCACCCUGCUUCAGGCCCCAGAGCUGCCCACCAAGACCCGAACAUCCAGGAGAGCUGCUGAGCCCCGAGACGCUACCGACACCUCAGAUGCACCCCACUCCAAGGGUCCAAACGAGAGCGAUGCCCUGGACCAUGAGCCUGCCGUGUCUCCGCUGCUCCCACGAAAAGAGCGGGGUCCCCCAGACGGCGGCCUGAAUGAAGAUGAGCGCCUCCUCCCCAAAGACAAGAAAACCAACCUGUUCAGCGCCUUGAUCAAGAAGAAGAAGAAGACCGCGCCGGCCCCCCCCAAGCGCAGCAGCUCCUUCCGGGAGAUGGACGGCCCUCCCGAGCGCAGGGGGCCCGGCGAGGACGAGGGCCGGGAGAUGAGCAACGGGGCGGCUCCCCCUCCUGCCACGGACACGGCCGAGCCGACCAAGUGCCCCAAGCCCAGCAACGGAGGCAGUGGAGUCCCCAACGGGGCCUGCCGGGAGUCGGGGGGCUCGGGCUUCCGCUCCCCGCACCUGUGGAAGAAGUCCAGCACCAUGAGCAGCAACCGCCUAGCAGCUGGCGAGGAGGAGAGCAGCGGCAGCUCCAGCAAGCGCUUCCUGCGCUCCUGCUCGGCCUCCUGCGUGCCGCACGGGGCCAAGGACACCGAGUGGAGGUCAGUCACGCUGCCCCGCGACCUGCAGUCCACGGGCAGGCAGUUUGAUUCGUCCACCUUCGGAGGGCACAAAACCGAGAAGCCUGCUUUGCCCCGGAAGCGGGCCAGCGAAAACAAGUCUGAGCAGGCGCCCAGGGGCACGGUAACCCCUCCACCCAGGCUGGGGAAGAAGAGCGAGGAAGAUGGGGAUGAGGUCUUCAGAGACCCCGCCGAGGCCAGCCCGGGCUCCAGCCCUCCCGGCUUGACCCCGAAGCUCCAGCGGCGGCAGGUCCCAGCGAGCCCUGCCUCUGGCACCCCGCACAAGGAAGAGGCCGGGAAGGGUGGCACCUCGGGGGCCCCUGGCGCUGCAGAGCCAGUGCCCCCCACCAGCAGAGCAGGCCCCAGUAAGGGCCCCGUGGAGGAGUCCCGAGUGCGAAGGAACAAGCACUCCUCCGAGUCGCCAGGCAGAGACAAGGGGAAGUUGUCCAAGCUCAAACCGGCCCCUCCGCCGCCGCCAGCCUCCGUGGGCAAAGCAGGGAAACCCUCACUGAGCCCGAGCCAGGAGGCCGCUGGGGAGACGGCUGCUGGCGGUAAAACAAAAUCCACCAGCCAGGCGGUGGAUCUGGCCGGCGGCGAGGCUGCCAAGCCCAGCCAGCCAGGAGACAGUGUGAAAAAGCCCCUGCCCCCAUCGGCACCGAAGCCGCAGGCGGCCACCAAGGCCACGGGGACCCCCACCAGCCCGGCCCCCGGCCCCGCCUCGCUGCCAUCAGCUUCCUCCACCCUGGCUGGGGACCAGGCGUCUUCCACCGCCUUCAUCCCCCUCAUCUCGACCCGCGUGUCUCUGAGGAAAACCCGCCAGCCCCCGGAGCGCCUUGCCAGUGGCGCCAUCACCAAGGGCGUGGUCCUGGACGGCACCGAGGCCCUGUGCCUGGCCAUCUCCAGGAACUCUGAGCAAGUGGGCAGCCACAGUGCCGUGCUUGAGGCCGGCAAGAACCUCUACACCUUCUGCGUGAGCUACGUGGAUUCCAUCCAGCAGAUGAGGAACAAGUUUGCCUUCCGGGAGGCCAUCAACAAGCUGGAGCACAACCUGCGGGAGCUGCAGAUCUGCCCGGCCACGGCGGCGGGCGGCCCGGCGGCCAGCCCGGACUUCAGCAAGCUCCUGGGCUCCGUGAAGGAGAUCAGUGACAUCGUGCAGAGGUAGCAGAAGCCAGGCCUGCACCGUGCCCGUGACAACUAGUGGCCAGCGGGGCACAGCCCCAGCUGUGCUGCGGAGUCUGCUCUGUGGACUGCAGGUGGCACCCCGGGUCCACCGGGCGCAUGGGCCCACUGGAGCGCUCCUCCGUGUGCCUUCUGCCGUCACCAGCACACCUCUGCAUCACCACCACCAAGGUCACCAGCCUCACACCUCCCGUGCCAAAGCUGCAGUCUAAGAUCCCCCUCCCCCAGGAAGGGUCCCACACGUGAAGGACAGCCAGGGACUGGGGGUACACGGCCCCCCAGUCUUCGGGUCCCAGACAGCGGGGAGCUGGAGGAGGAAGGUCAGGGCUCCGUCUGUCUGCCCUGCCUCCCCAGAGCCCACCAGCUCUGACAUCCUGGGACAUGCACUGUGAAGUCUGAGUAGAAAGCUCCAGUCUGAAGGCUCGUGGGGUCACUGUCCGAGAUGGUGGCCGGCUGAGGCAAGGCUGCCUGGCCUGCGCCUGGGCACGCCUCAGGGGCCGCGGGAGAAUUGGAUCCCCAACCAGUCUCCUUCCCCCUCAUCUAAGACAAAGCAGAUCCUCCCUGGUGACAGGACGGUCAUCGGCUUCUGUUCAGAGGGGGCCGCCCCUGGGUGCCAGCACACACACCAGGCAGAUGCCUCUUAGUUAAUGACCGUGGGUGACACUUGGGGUCACCAGGGAGGAGUAAGGGACAGACCAGACUUCAGGGAGUACAUCAAAGAGCAGGUCUUGGUGUCUCCUGCCCAGAGCUGAGGUCUGUAGACUGUGGCGUUGGACAGGCCCCUGAGAGGGCCAUGCAGCCUCGCACAGCCCCUGUUUGCACAGUGACCAGCUGCACCUGCACCUGCUCGCGGGGGGAGGGCAGUGGGCAGCCAGCAGGCCUGCUGCCAGCACCCCCUUGCCCCAGGGAGGCGCCCGACACCGACAGCGGCCUUGCAGACCCAGAGCAGCGUGUCCCGCGAGCUGGCGUCGUCCUGUUAACAUGUGCCACUAUACUUUGCAUUUAUACUUUUGGUAUUACACUCUUUUAUAAACAACGUGUACAUAGUUUCCCACCAUCCUUCCUUCUGCAAUGUCCAGGGUGUUCCCACCCCCUUCUCCUCUUGGUCCAAUUACAUUUUGUUCCUGUAUGUGACUCUUGUGUUUUUUUUGAUUCCAAAUCUGCUCUGUAGUAUUUUUUAAAUAAAUAAAUAAAUGUUGACAA